GACCCCUUGACGUCACUGGAAGGAGGUGCCGGGGUAGGAAGUGGGCUGUGGAAAGGUUAUAAAUGGCCCCCGCCCUCAGCUGCUCUUCAGCAAGGUCCGCUGGAGUCUCGGAGCGCGCCCGCCGGACACUCCUCGCGGCUCUUCCCCGGCGGCGGCGGCGGCGGCGGCGGCGGCGGCGGCUCCGGCUCGCAGCGAGUUCCCGGACUGGAGCGCAGCGGCCAAGCACGCGGAGCUGCGAGGAUUACCCGGCAAGUGGCCGUCUUCCUGGCUGGAGCCGCGGAUAGUGGCGCCCGGGGCGCGCAGCCAGAGCGCAGGGCCAGCGGCCGCCGAGAGCAAGAAGACAGUUUCCGGCGGCUGGAUAGGUCUCCCGUCAGGAGCGCGGGCACCGGGCGAGCAGGCCGCGUCGCGCUCACCAUGGUCAGCUGCUGGGACACCGGCGUCCUGCUGUGCGCGCUGCUCGGCGGUCUGCUUCUCACAGGAUCUAGUUCAGGUUCAAAAUUAAAAGGCCCUGAACUGAGUUUAAAAGGCACCCAGCAUGUCAUGCAAGCAGGCCAGACGCUGUAUCUCAAAUGCAGGGGGGCAGCAGCCCAUGCGUGGUCCUUGCCUGAAACGGUGAGUAAGGAAAGCAAAAGGCUGAGCAUAACUAAAUCUGCCUGUGGAAAGAACGGCAAGCAGUUCUGCAGUACUCUGACCUUGGCCACGGCCCAGGCAAACCAUACGGGCUUCUAUAGCUGCAAAUAUCUCUCCAUGCCUGCUUCGAAGAAGAAGAAAACUGAAUCUACAGUCUAUAUAUUUAUUAAUGAUACAGGUAGACCCUUUUUAGAGAUGCACAGCGAUAUACCUGAAAUUAUCUACAUGACUGAAGGAAGGGAGCUCGUCAUUCCCUGCCGGGUUACAUCACCUAACGUCACUGUGACUUUAAAAAAGUUUCCACUUGAAACUCUGAUCCCUGAUGGAAAAAGAAUAACCUGGGACAGUAGGAAGGGCUUUAUAAUCUCAAAUGCAACAUACAAAGAAAUAGGGCUUCUGACCUGUGAAACAACUGUGAACGGACAUUUGUACAAGACAAACUAUCUCACACAUCGACAAAACAAUAAAAUCAUAGAUGUCCAGAUGAGCUCACCCGGCCGGGUCAAGUUACUGAGAGGUCAUACUCUUACCCUCAAUUGUACAGCCAUCACUGCCUUGAAUACGCGAGUUCAGAUGACCUGGAGUUACCCUGGUGAGACAAAUAACAGAGCCUUGACCAAGCAACGCAUUGACCAGCGCAGUUCCCGCACCAUCAUGUUCUACAGCGUUCUCACUAUCGACAACGUGCAGAGGGCGGACCGAGGCCCUUACACCUGCCACGUGAAGAGCGGCCCAUCCUCCAAAUCGGUGAACACCUCAGUGCACGUGUACGAUAAAGAAUUCAUCACUGUGAAGCAUCGAACACAGCAGGUGCAUGAAACUGUAGCUGGCAAGAGGUCUUACCGGCUAUCUAUGAAAGUGAAGGCAUUUCCCCGGCCGGAAGUGGCAUGGCUAAAAGAUGGGUUUCCUGCGACGGAGAAAUCUGCUCGCUAUUUGGUUCGUGGCUAUUCGUUAAUCAUUAAAGAUGUGGCUGCAGAAGACGCCGGGGAUUACACCAUCUUGCUGGGCAUAAAGCAGUCAAAUGUGGUCAAGAACCUCACGGCCACUCUAAUCGUAAAUGUGAAACCCCAGAUUUACGAAAAGGCCGUGUCAUCAUUUCCAGACCCGACUCUCUACCCACUGGGCAGCAGACAGAUCCUGACUUGUACCAUCUAUGGUGUCCCUCAACCUACCGUCAAGUGGUUCUGGCAUCCCUGUAACCACAGUCAUUCAAAAGCAAGGUAUGACUUUUGCUCCAAUAAUGAAGAAUCCUUUAUCCUGGAUCCUGACAGCAGCAUGGGAAACAGAAUUGAGAGCAUCACUCAGCGCACAGAAGUAAUAGAAGGAAAGAAUAAGACGGCUAGCACCUUGGUUGUGGCUGAUGCGAGAAUUUCUGGAAUCUACAGUUGCAUGGCUUCCAAUAAAGUAGGGACUGUGAAAAGAAACAUACGCUUUUAUAUCACAGAUGUGCCAAAUGGAUUUCAUAUUAACUUGGAAAAAAUGCCUACGGAAGGAGAGGACCUGAAACUGUCUUGCACAGUCAACAAGUUCUUAUACAGAGACAUUGCUUGGCUUCUGCUGCGGACGGUCAAUAACCGAACCAUGCGCCACAGUACGAGGAAGCAAAACAUGGCCGUCACCAGGGAGAACUCCAUCACUCUGGACCUUGUCAUCAAGAAUGUUUCCCUGGAGGCUUCAGGCACCUACGCCUGCAGAGCCAGGAACAUAUACACAGGGGAAGAAAUCCUUCAGAAGAAAGAAGUUACAAUCAGAGACCAGGAAGCGCCACACCUCCUGCAAAACCUCAGCGACCACACAGUGGCUGUCAGCAGCUCCACCACGCUCGCCUGUCGUGCCGACGGGGUCCCCGAGCCUCAGAUAACCUGGUUCAAAAACAACCACAAAAUCCAACAAGAACCCGGAAUUAUUUUAGGACCAGGAAGCAGCACGCUGUUUAUUGAAAGAGUCACAGAAGAGGACGAAGGCGUCUAUCGCUGCAGAGCCACCAACCAGAAGGGGUCUGUGGAAACCUCCGCGUACCUCACCGUGCAAGGAACCUCGGACAAGUCUAACCUGGAGCUGAUCACCCUGACAUGUACCUGUGUGGCUGCCACCCUCUUCUGGCUCCUGUUAACCCUCUUCAUCCGAAAACUGAAAAGGUCUUCUUCUGAAAUAAAGACUGACUACCUGUCAAUUAUCAUGGACCCGGAUGAAGUGCCCCUGGAUGAGCAGUGUGAGCGUCUCCCAUAUGAUGCGAGCAAGUGGGAGUUUGCCCGGGAGAGACUUAAACUGGGCAAAUCACUUGGAAGAGGGGCUUUUGGAAAAGUGGUUCAAGCAUCUGCAUUUGGCAUUAAGAAAUCACCCACUUGCCGGACUGUGGCUGUAAAAAUGCUCAAAGAGGGGGCCACGGCCAGCGAGUACAAAGCUCUGAUGACUGAGCUCAAGAUCUUGACCCACAUUGGCCACCAUCUGAACGUAGUCAACCUGCUGGGAGCCUGUACCAAGCAAGGAGGGCCUCUGAUGGUGAUCGUUGAAUAUUGCAAAUACGGAAAUCUAUCUAACUACCUCAAGAGCAAACGAGACUUAUUCUUUCUCAACAAGGAUGCAGCAUUGCACAUGGAGCCUAAGAAGGAAAAGAUGGAGCCAGAGGAGGAGCAAGUCAAGAAACAAAGACUAGAUAGUGUCACCAGCAGUGAGAGCUUUGCAAGCUCGGGCUUUCAGGAAGAUAAAAGUCUGAGCGACGUGGAGGAAGAGGAGGAUUCUGACGAUUUCUACAAGCAGCCCAUCACUAUGGAAGAUCUGAUUUCUUACAGUUUUCAAGUGGCCAGAGGCAUGGAGUUUUUGUCUUCCAGAAAGUGUAUUCAUCGGGACCUGGCAGCUCGAAAUAUUCUUUUAUCUGAGAACAAUGUGGUGAAGAUUUGUGACUUUGGCCUCGCCCGGGAUAUUUAUAAGAACCCCGAUUAUGUGAGAAAAGGAGAUACUCGACUUCCUCUGAAAUGGAUGGCUCCUGAAUCUAUCUUUGACAAAAUCUACAGCACCAAGAGCGACGUGUGGUCUUACGGAGUCCUGCUGUGGGAAAUCUUCUCCUUAGGUGGGUCUCCGUACCCAGGAGUGCAGAUGGAUGAGGACUUCUGCGGUCGCCUGAAGGAAGGUGUCAGGAUGAGGGCUCCUGAGUACGCGACACCUGAAAUCUAUCAGAUCAUGUUGGACUGCUGGCACAAAGACCCCAAAGAAAGGCCAAGAUUUGCAGAACUUGUGGAAAAGCUAGGCGAUCUGCUUCAAGCCAAUGUACAACAGGAUGGCAAAGACUAUAUCCCACUAAACGCCAUACUGACAGGAAACAGUGGAUUUACAUACUCAGCUCCCGCCUUCUCGGAGGACUUCUUCAAGGAAGACAUUUCAGCUCCAAGGUUUAAUUCAGGAAGUUCUGAUAAUGUCAGAUACGUAAAUGCUUUCAAUUUCAUGAGCCUGGAAAAAAUGAAAACCUUUGAAGAACUUGCACCAACUGCCACCUGCACGCUUGAUGAUCUCCGGGUGGACGGAGAAACUCUGCAGACCUCUCCGCUGCUGAAGCGCUUCACCUGGACCGACAGCAAACCCAAGGCCUCAGUGAAGACCGACUUGAGAGUGACCAGUAAGAGUAAGGAGUCGGGGCUUUGUGACCUCACCAGGCCCACCUUCUGCCAUUCCAGCUGCGGGCACGUCAGCAAAGGCAGGCGCAGAUUCACCUACGACAACUCCGAGCUGGAAAGGAAGGUCGCGUGCUGCUCUCCUCCCCCAGACUACAACUCGGUGGUCUUAUACUCCAUCCCACCCGUCUAAGGUUGGACACACAGCCUUAUUUCUACAAGCACAUGUGUAUGUAUGCCCCCAGAAAACUAGCUUUUGCCAGUAUUAUCCACAUAUAAAUUUACACCUCUACCAUUCCACAGGAGCCAGCUGCUUUUUGUGAUUCUCAAUAGUGCUUUUUCCUCUUGACUAACAAGAACGUAACCCCAGAUAAACAGAGUAACAGUGACAAGUGAAGACGGCCCCUGCUGAACCCUCAUGUGACUCGUUGUUAAAGGUUUUUCCAAGCCGUAACACUUGCCUGCUCCUCCCCCCCGGGCCUCAGGGCACAGAGCCGUGGACAGUCCAGAAGGGACACCGGCCACGCCAGGCGGCCACACACCUUAAGCCGCCGGCCUAAGCAAUUGCCUCUGGGUCCUCUCCAGAUGUGACAUGUAAGAAGGAAAGACAGGAGAAAGGAAGAAAAUAGGACAGGGCAGGAGAAGGCCGCUGAGCUGGACCACAUGCAAGGGAGAGGGUGGGGCAGGGCAGGGGAGAGGGCUGAGAGGUCCUUCAGGGGUGUCUGCAGCCCUCACCUGACCCGCCCGCUUCUGAGAGCCCUGCUGGGGGCACAGGACAGGGGGUGAGGGGCAUUUUCUGGAUUCUGGGAGACAAGAAAAGGACAAACACUUUUUGGAAUUACAAAGCAAAUUUUAAAGCUUUAGCUACAGGGCUGGUUUUCUGCCCAUUCCUGCAUGUGGCGCACUGUUUCCAGCACUGAGGAUGGUGGUCACAUCUGAGGCCAGACCACUGGCCCCCGGCCACUGAGAGCUCACCCCGCGCCCAGCUGGCCCCCUGGCCUGACACUUGGCACGAGGCUCCUAGCAAGCUAAUCGGAAUGAGUCUUGUCUGUUAGGGUUAUGUUGGGCUUGAAGCCACAUUUUAAACAAAUAACGUCAGGCUCUACUUUGAGUGUCAAUGUAUAGUCAAGACACAACUCAGUGUUUUGUAUUAACCUGUUUUGUACAGUUAGUUAUAAAAGGAAGCCGAGGAGAAAAUGCCGUCUUGUGCAGGGUUUUCUCUCUACCAAAAUGAGGACAGAUGAAAUUUAAACAGAUAAGGCAAGUGAAAACCCCAUCUCCAUACCAAGCGAACCAACUCACUGCAACAGUUGGGACCCGAAGGAUAGGAAGUCAGUCGUGUUUCCUUUUUAUUUAAUUGGGAUUCACGAUCUCAUGUUUGUCUCCUGGGAAGAUGUGUGAGAGCAUUAACCAAUGUUUAUUAAGCACUUUAUGCUCCUUGAGAAAAAAGGUGGUAUGUAAUUUAUGCAAGACAGUUCUACAAUUGGGACUCAGGAUAUCCAUCAGUCACCCACAGGCGAAAAGCCUUUCCAUGGGCUUUGGACCUUGUCUUGGGUCUGAGGAUGAUGGAAAGGGGAGACAGGGUACAAAAGGGGGCCCACUGUUCAGGGUCUAAGAACCCCGGAGCUCUCGGCUGGCCGGCAGACCCCGCACCUUCUGAAGCCAGUCAGAGCUGGGCAGGCAGAGCGGGUUGUUGCUGCUGGCAGAGGACAGUCUGCUUCCGUUACAUUAUGCAUGUAACUUAACUCUAGAACCUGAAAUAUAAGUAACAGAAGAAUCUUUGCUGACUUCCCUGUGUCAUUGUCUGGUUUCAAGGUUCUUUGAAGAGAUGGAAGUGUCAGCACUUCCCAAGUGAGAGGUGGGGGUGACGGGGGGCCUGUGGCCAGCCCAGGAGCCAGUCAGGCCUCGCCACCCAGCGCCAGGGCCAGAGGGGAAAAGCUUCGUCCUUCUUCUUUACAUGCACAAAGGCACCUGUGACAACUGGCAAUAGUGUAAACCAGGUAACCAGAAGGGGGUUAAACAUGGGGAAAAUAAAAGAAGACCUCAACCAAUUCUCUAGGUUUUUCAGAUUGGAUAGAGAUCCAACAAUUAGUGAAAACAAAGACAGACCUUAGCUCUGUGUGUAAUGUCUUGAUAUCAGUAAUCUAAUACUUAAUCAUGACAAGACCUUAGUUAAAACCAUCUUACCAAAAGAAAAACAUCUCUUAGAACUACGUUAAUUCAGUUUCUUAAAAGACUCUGGUGUGUAGACCACGUGAGUCAUCAGUCAAAAAUACGUUCCCAUCUGGAGUCUUACCAUGGAAAACUGGCAGCUUGCAGUAAUGGGUGCUCUGUCUCGUUGCAAAGCGCUUGCCAGCCUGGUUCAUUAAAACAGCCCUGAAAACGAAAACACUACUGCACUGCUAGGAUGCUUAGAACCAUUUGUCAUAUAUGACAAAAACGGUUGGCACUAACAGUGCAAGAACCAGCACCUCCUUUCAGGAUUUGAGCUAAUGUACGUGUGACAGCAUGUGUGGAGGGGACAACCACAUGCAAGCAGUGACGCUGACCUCAGUUUUAGCCCCUGGAACAAAUCCGUCCAAAUCCUGGAAACUGUUACUUAGGUCUUCCAGCUACACCUGGUUUCCCAGCCCCGGAGAACGUCAAACAGGAAACAGCUCCUUGGUGUCCCCUUUUCAUUGAUUAAAGGAGGAGCACAUCUCUGACUGACAGCGGGAGUAGCUCUGUGUGUAUAUAUAUCGCGUGUGUGUGUUUUGUGCAGAACUAUUUAAGGAAACUGGAAUUUUAAAGUUACUUUUAUGUGGACCAAGACUAUAUGCUGCAGAUGUUCAGACAGACACAAUUUGGUCCUACAUCUCUAGUCACCAUGAAUGUAUUUUGUAUGCUACCUUCAUAUAAUAAAGUUAACUUCAAAACAUG
Rhinolophus ferrumequinum (greater horseshoe bat) is the source of this 7157-nucleotide messenger RNA. It is a transcript of the gene FLT1, whose product is annotated as fms related receptor tyrosine kinase 1. Gene Ontology annotation, molecular function: ATP binding; vascular endothelial growth factor receptor activity. The record is from RefSeq and is a predicted model, not a curated record. The transcript has 30 exons. The coding region runs from base 415 to 4431 and encodes 1338 amino acids. Gene Ontology annotation, biological process: vascular endothelial growth factor receptor signaling pathway; protein phosphorylation; positive regulation of kinase activity. Gene Ontology annotation, cellular component: signaling receptor complex; plasma membrane. NCBI's taxonomy places the organism in Eukaryota, Metazoa, Chordata, Mammalia, Chiroptera, Rhinolophidae.